Prionailurus viverrinus (fishing cat) is the source of this 1962-nucleotide messenger RNA. It is a transcript of the gene KLHL41, whose product is annotated as kelch like family member 41. NCBI's taxonomy places the organism in Eukaryota, Metazoa, Chordata, Mammalia, Carnivora, Felidae. The transcript has 6 exons. The coding region runs from base 7 to 1827 and encodes 606 amino acids. The record is from RefSeq and is a predicted model, not a curated record. Gene Ontology annotation, molecular function: protein binding.
CACAAAAUGGAUUCCCAGCGGGAACUCACAGAGGAACUGCGGCUUUACCAAUCCACCCUUCUUCAGGAUGGUCUAAAAGAUCUCCUGGAUGAAAAAAAAUUCAUCGAUUGCACCCUAAAAGCAGGUGACAAAAGUCUUCCUUGCCACAGAUUGAUUUUGUCAGCUUGUAGUCCUUACUUCCGUGAGUAUUUUUUAUCUGAAAUUGAUGAGGGGAAAAAAAAGGAGGUAGUAUUAGAUAAUGUGGAUCCUGCUGUACUAGAUUUAAUCAUCAAGUACCUGUACUCUGCCAGUAUUGAUCUCAACGAUGGAAACGUGCAAGAUAUUUUUGCCUUGGCCAGCCGCUUUCAGAUCCCCUCGGUGUUCACUGUCUGUGUUUCCUAUCUUCAGAAAAGACUUGCUCCUGGCAACUGUCUAGCCAUCUUAAGAUUAGGACUUCUUCUUGACUGCCCGAGACUUGCUAUCUCUGCCCGUGAAUUUGUGUCUGAUCGUUUUGUACAGAUUUGUAAGGAAGAAGACUUUAUGCAACUAUCUCCACAGGAACUGAUAUCAGUCAUUUCAAAUGACAGUCUAAAUGUGGAGAAGGAAGAAGCGGUAUUUGAGGCGGUGAUGAAAUGGGUGCGAACAGACAAGGAAAACAGGGUCAAAAACCUUAGCGAAGUGUUUGAUUGUAUUCGUUUUCGCCUUAUGACAGAAAAAUAUUUUAAAGAUCACGUUGAGAAAGAUGAUAUAAUUAAAAGCAACCCAGAACUCCAGAAAAAAAUCAAAGUUCUCAAAGAUGCCUUUGCAGGUAAACUCCCAGAACCUAGCAAAAAUGCAGAGAAGUCUGGGGCUGGGGAGGUGAACGGUGAUGUUGGUGAUGAAGAUUUACUUCCUGGUUACCUGAAUGACAUUCCCAGGCAUGGAAUGUUUGUCAAAGACCUCAUCCUCUUGGUGAAUGACACAGCUGCCGUGGCUUAUGAUCCCACAGAAAAUGAGUGCUACCUCACUGCACUGGCUGAGCAGAUUCCCCGAAAUCAUUCUAGCAUUGUUACCCAACAAAAUCAGGUGUAUGUGGUAGGAGGACUAUAUGUGGAUGAAGAAAAUAAAGAUCAACCUCUACAGUCCUACUUCUUCCAGCUUGAUAACAUAGCAUCCGAGUGGGUUGGACUUCCACCUCUGCCAUCAGCCAGGUGUCUCUUCGGUCUGGGAGAGGUAGAUGACAAAAUCUAUGUAGUUGCAGGCAAAGACCUUCAAACAGAGGCUUCGCUGGAUUCAGUAUUAUGCUAUGAUCCCGUGACUGCAAAAUGGAAUGAAGUUAAAAAACUGCCUAUCAAAGUCUAUGGCCAUAGUGUGAUUUCACAUAAGGGGAUGAUAUAUUGUCUAGGAGGAAAGACAGAUGACAAAAAGUGUACAAACAGAGUGUUUAUCUACAACCCAAAAAAAGGAGACUGGAAAGAUGUGGCUCCAAUGAAAAUCCCUCGUUCCAUGUUUGGGGUGGCCAUACAUAAGGGCAAGAUUGUGAUUGCAGGAGGCGUCACCGAAGAUGGCCUUUCAGCUUCAGUAGAAGCUUUUGACCUCAUAACCAAUAAAUGGGAAGUAAUGACUGAAUUUCCCCAAGAAAGAAGCUCCAUCAGUUUGGUCAGCCUGGCUGGAUCCCUGUAUGCCAUCGGGGGCUUUGCCAUGAUUCAACUGGAGUCUAAAGAGUUUGCACCCACUGAAGUCAAUGACAUAUGGAAGUAUGAAGAUGAUAAAAAAGAAUGGGCUGGGAUGUUGAAGGAAAUACGUUAUGCUUCAGGAGCUAGUUGCCUAGCAACACGUUUAAACCUCUUCAAACUGUCUAAACUAUAAACCGGGAGGUGAAAAAACACAAUAGAAUGGAAUGUGGUUUGUUUGGAUAAUAGGGCUUUAAUUUAUUUUGUUUUCAAAAGCCUAUACAGAGAUUGAUGUAGAAAUUAUUCACUAAUUACUGUCCAUGAGGUUAGC